AUGUGGCGUGCUCAAGCUAUUGUAAACAGGCGGGGGAGGAAUAAUGUCGAGGCUGAUGAGAUGCAGCCCAUUGCAGCGCAACCUAGAGCCGUGGUAGCACCCACUCGGCUAGUGACGAUGGAGGACUUCAAGAGGCACAAGCCCUCAAAAUUUACGGGCAAAUCCACUCUUGAUGAGGCAGAUGCUUCGCUUAGAGAGUGUGAGAAGAUCUGUAGGGUGAUAGAGUGCACUGAUGCACAGAAGCUGCCUUUCGUCACCUUCCUGCUGGUGGCAGAUGUAGAAUACUGGUGGGUGGGCAUGCAACAGCUGAUGCAGACCUGGGUGGAGCAGGCCAAGGCAGUUGAGCAGUUGGAGAUGGGGCCCAGUAGAGUGGCUCGACCUCAGAAGAACACCAUCGACUCACGACAGCAGAAGAAGUCGUAUAACAGACCACAGUCUUCGGCUAGGAAACUACAGUGUUAUAACUGUGGUGGGAAGCACCUCAUGAGGGAUUGUCCAAAACCCUCUAGCAGCUUGGGUGGUGGUAGUAGCAUUGGCAAGUGCUAUCUUUGUGAUCAAAUGGGGCAUUUUGCACGUCACUACCCUAACAAGAAACCAGUUGGAGGUGUGCCAGCCAAGAAACCAGUAGGAGAUCGGCCUAGAGCACAAAGUCGUGUUUUUGCCCUAAUGACCACUGAGGCUACUCAGUCAGGAGCUACCCAUUCAUUCGUAUCCAAUGAAUGUGUGAGGAGGCUCGGUCUAGUGAUGCGAGAGUUAGGGUGCGAGUUGAUAGUUGCAACACCAACGUCUGGCAAGGUAUCCACCACGCCUAUUUGUGUUGGAUGCCCUUUAGAGGUGGCAGGCCACAGGUUCAAGGCAGUGAAGGAGAUUGAAGCUGGAGCUACUUGUUUUAUGAUACUGGCUCAGACAAAAAGGAAGAGUAUUGAGGAACAAAUUAGCAUGAUUCCAAUGGUCGAUGGAUAUGCGGAUGUGUUUCCAGACGAGAUACCUGAGUUGCCACCGAGUAGGGAUGUUGAUUUCACUAUUAAUUGA
Vigna unguiculata (cowpea) is the source of this 1032-nucleotide messenger RNA. RefSeq lists its product as uncharacterized. The record is from RefSeq and is a predicted model, not a curated record. Lineage: Eukaryota; Viridiplantae; Streptophyta; Magnoliopsida; Fabales; Fabaceae.